CCAGCACCGGACUGCAGUUCGCAAACCAGCUCCAAUUCUCAAGAUUUACACAUUUAUCUGUGUCAUCCACUGUUCAUUCUUCUGUCUGAAAUCCCGAAUUUCAGCUCGUUGAAGAUGUUGGCGUGCGCUGAAAUGAUCACGAUGUGUCUCCAGUCGGCGAAGCGCGAGCAUCUUCGCUCCAAACAGCAUCAAAUGCAGCAUCAGAUGCUGGAUUCGGUUCACGGACUGUCCAUCUUUCACGAUAUUUUCCGCAGAGCUGACAAAAAUGAUGAUGGGAAACUGUCCUUCGAGGAGUUUAAAGCAUAUUUUGCAGAUGGGAUUCUCACGACUGAUGAGCUGCGGGAGCUUUUCUACUCCAUCGAUGGAAGGCAAACAAACAACCUCGAUACAGACAAACUAUCAGAUUAUUUUUCUCAGCAUCUUGGAGAAUAUCUGGACGUUCUGUCAGCAUUAGAGAAACUCAAUGUCGCCGUCCUGAAGGCCAUGGACAAGACCAAGGAGGACUACCAGGGGUCAUCAGUUCUGGGUCAGUUUGUGACCCGUUUCAUGCUAAGGGAGACGUCCAGUCAGCUGCUGUCGCUCCAGAUGUCCCUGCAGUGCGCAAUGGAGGCGGUGGAGGCGCAGAGCAGCACCACUCCGGUUGAAGUUAAAGUCCCAGAGCAUCUGGUCAUUCAGAAGAACAACAGAAGAUGUGGCCGUCGAGUGCAGAAGAACAUGUGUCUGUCUCCUACUGAUCCAUACUCGGGCAUUCUCACUACCGGCGUUACGGUCGAUACAGAUGAGCACUGGUGCUCUCAGAUCAACAGACUGCAGCAGCUCAUCGACAAACUGGAGUGUCAGAGUCCAAAGUUGGAGCCUCUGAAAGAAGAUACACUGGCCAGCACAUACAAAUCAAACAUUCUGCUGGUGCAGAGACAGAUGAGCGUGACGGAGAAUGAUCUCGAGGAGUUUCAGAAAGCCCUGAAAAGCUACGCCGACACCACCGCCAACCAGAACGACAACCUACACGUUUCCAUCCAGAAGCUUCCUGAGAAGAGCUGCUACAUCAUCUAUGAGUUCUGGCAGGACCGCAUCUCCUGGAUGAGUUAUUUGCAGUCUGACGCCAGUAAGAUGUUCCAGCGCUGCAUCAUAGACAUGCUGGAGGAUCCAGAGAUCGUCUCCACAAUGCUCAUGCCAGCGUCCUGGUGGAUCAUGACAAACAACUAACAGCAAGCAAAGCACCAUGCAGAACCCCAACCUGAAAUAUGACCCCGGUGUGUCUAUAAAUAAAUUACUAGCUCUAAAAAAUCAGAUGAAUCAUCUGUACGUGUGGCACACUGCAUUAUAGAUCAUGUCUGAUAGUUCACUGAAAACACAAAGUGUUACGCAGGCUUGUGCAUCAUUCAGAACUGAAUUCACAUGCUUUUACAUACACUGCAAUUCCUGGAUUGGAAUUGAGGCUGAAAACAGGACACAGAAAUGCUGAAUUUCAGAAAGCAGAUUAAGAAUUAUAUUAAAAAAAGUCAUA
Molecule: messenger RNA, 1507 nt
Organism: Danio aesculapii
Lineage: Eukaryota; Metazoa; Chordata; Actinopteri; Cypriniformes; Danionidae
Gene: necab3
Product: N-terminal EF-hand calcium binding protein 3
Exons: 13
Coding region: 115-1206 (363 amino acids)
Biological process (GO): regulation of amyloid precursor protein biosynthetic process
Cellular component (GO): endoplasmic reticulum; cytoplasm; Golgi cis cisterna
Molecular function (GO): calcium ion binding
Source: RefSeq, a predicted model, not a curated record